Molecule: messenger RNA, 1187 nt
Organism: Fusarium vanettenii 77-13-4
Lineage: Eukaryota; Fungi; Ascomycota; Sordariomycetes; Hypocreales; Nectriaceae
Exons: 6
Coding region: 39-872 (277 amino acids)
Biological process (GO): regulation of DNA-templated transcription
Cellular component (GO): nucleus; CCAAT-binding factor complex
Molecular function (GO): DNA-binding transcription activator activity, RNA polymerase II-specific; protein heterodimerization activity; DNA binding
Source: RefSeq, a predicted model, not a curated record
CCAACCACCGUCUCAGCUGUUUGUUUAGCUUCAUAAAAAUGGAUCCUCAGAACCCCCAAGGCGCUCAGCAGAAUCGCCAACGCCCUGUCUACGACCCCAGUCAGGGCGGUCACUAUAGCGCAUGUGCUGCUCUUGCAUCCCAGGGUUUCGCGCCCUCGGAGCUGUACACCGGACCUUGGGCCAAUGCUCAUCAGGGUCUCACCGGCCAGUACAAGGACAUCCUGACCACCUACUGGCAGCAUACCAUCUCGCACCUCGAGAAUGACACCCACGACUACAAGAUCCACCAGCUCCCGCUGGCGCGCAUCAAGAAGGUCAUGAAGGCUGACCCCGAGGUCAAGAUGAUCUCCGCUGAGGCUCCCAUCCUCUUUGCCAAGGGUUGCGACAUCUUCAUCACCGAGCUCACCAUGCGCGCCUGGAUCCACGCCGAGGAGAACAAGCGCCGCACUCUGCAGCGCUCCGAUAUCGCGUCCGCCCUAGCCAAGUCCGACAUGUUCGACUUCCUCAUCGACAUUGUGCCCCGCGAGGAGGCUUCCUCUCACGCGAAGCGGACUACCCAGACAGCUGCCGCUCCCCAGGCUGUUCCCGCCGCUCCCGGCCAAGGACAGAUGCCCGGCCAGCACGCCAACAUGCCCCAGGCUCCUAACCAGCCUCAUCCCAUGGGUGCUCCCGACUACAUGAGCGGACACGGUCUUACUGAGCAGGACUACCGCAACCAGCCUAACAUGUACCCGGGUCAGGCUGUCCCAGCUCCUCAGGCCGCCUACGGACAGACCCAGCCCCCAGGCAUGUACGGAGAGAUGGAGGGAAUGUAUCCAUACUCGGCCAUGCCUCCCCAGCAGGCUCCCAUGUCCUCGGAAGAGUUUGAGUAAACACUCAAACAUGUUAUGCGUCCCUAUCUCAAGCGCUUGAUCCUUAGAGGAAAGGAAAUGAGGCAAUGAUACUUGGGUGUACAAAUUUGAGCAAUCGCUCGGCCCGGCUCAGGGUUCACGAUGGAAAGGAUGUCUGGCGUAACGGAAUUUAUGCUUUAUAUGCAAACACAAUUAGCUUCCCAGGUAGACCUGGUGGACUGCACAUUACAGUAAGAAACACUCGCUCAUUGCAAUUGAACAACAAAGACUUUCAGCAGCCGACCCGGUAGUGGGAUGGCAGAGGCUGAAUUGUUUUGCAUUUAUACAUUCGUGGUA